GCGGGCGCAGUCGGAAGACCGGCUCGGACGGCGAGGUCGGCGGGGAGGUGGCGGCCCCUCUCGCCCGCAGCUCGGACCCGGCUCUCGCCCGCCGCCGGGGGUCGGGCCGCCCUGGGCAAGGAUGGCGGCGGCGGCCGAGCCCCGGGCUCGCGCCUGGCUCGGCGGCAGCUCGCCGCGCCCGGGCAGCCCGGCCUCCAGCCCGGAGCUAGGCGGCAGAGGCCGCGCGCGGCCGGGGCCGGGGCCGGGACCCGGGUCGGGGUCGGGCCCGGAGCGGGCGGGCGCCAGGCCCCCAGGCCCCGCCGCGACUGGCCACAGCUUCCGGAAGGUGACGCUAACCAAGCCCACCUUCUGCCACCUCUGCUCCGACUUCAUCUGGGGGUUGGCCGGCUUCCUGUGCGACGUCUGCAACUUUAUGUCCCACGAGAAGUGCCUGAAGCACGUGAAGACGCCCUGUUCGAGCGUGGCGCCCAGCCUGGUCCGAGUCCCUGUGGCCCACUGCUUCGGCCUGCGGGGGCUCUACAAGCGCAAGUUCUGCGCCGUGUGCCGUAAGGGCCUGGAGGUACCCGCCCUCCGCUGCGAAGUGUGUGAGCUGCACGUUCACCCCGACUGUGUGCCCUUCGCCUGCAGCGACUGCCGCCAGUGCCACCGGGACGGGCACCGGGACCACGACACGCACCACCACCACUGGCGGGAGGGGAACCUGCCCUCGGGUGCGCGCUGCGAGGUGUGCAGGAAGACGUGCGGCUCCUCCGACGUGCUGGCGGGCGUGCGCUGCGAGUGGUGCGGUGUGCAGGCCCACUCCGUCUGCUCCACCGCGCUCGCCCCCGAGUGCACGUUUGGGCGCUUGCACACCAUGGUGCUGCCCCCCGCGUGCGUGCGUCUGCUGUCCCGCAACUUCAGUAAGAUGCACUGCUUCCGCAUCUCUGAGAGCCCGGCCCCCGAGCCAGGUGAGGGGGACGAUGGCGCGGAAGGAAGCUCCCCCGCCAGCCUGGGCCGAGAGGUGCUGCCACCGGAGUCCAGCAAGCAGACCCUGAAGGUCUUUGAUGGGAACGAUGCCCUGCAGCGAAACCACUUUCGAGUAAUCACUGUCCCCCGCCUGGCCAGGAGCGAGGAGGUGCUGGAGGCAGCGCUGCGGGCUUACUACGUCGCCGAGGACCCUCGGGACUUUGAGCUGCAGGCGCUCCCCCAGCCUGUGCACGCCGCUGACACCGGGGCGCGGGGAAGACCCUGGAGCAGUGGGGUUGCAGAGGAGGAGGGCGGCCGGGGCCCGGGGGCCCGAGAGGCCGUGCCCGAGGCCUGCAUCAUCCGUGCUCUGCCCCGCACCCAGGAGGUCCUGAAGAUCUACCCUGCCUGGCUCAAGGUGGGUGUGGCCUACGUGUCCAUCCGCGUGACCGCACAGAGCACCGCCCGGACUGUGGUGCUGGAGGUCCUGCCGCUGCUCGGUCGCCAGGCCGAGGGUCCUGAGAGCUUCCAGCUGGUGGAGGUGCUCAUGGGUAGCAGGCAAGUCCAGCGGACGGUGCUGGCGGAUGAAGAGCCCUUGCUCCACCGGCUUCGUGACAUCCGGCAGACGUCCCUACGGCAGAUGAACCAGAUGCGGUUCUACGUGGCUGAGAGCAGAGCUGUGGCCCCGCACAUCCGCCUGUUUGUUGGUGGCCUGCCUCCUGGCCUGUCUGCCCAGGAGUAUGGCAGCCUACUGGACGAGGCUGUGGCCACCAAAGCUGGACUGGUGUCUGUGAGCCACGUCUACUCCUCCCAAGGUGCAGUGGUGCUGGACGUGACCUGCUUUGCAGAGGCGGAGCGACUGUACAUGUUGGUCAGGGACACGGCUGUGCAUGGCCGGCCGCUCACUGCCCUGGUGCUUCCAGAUGUGUUGCACACGAACCUGCCCCCAGACUGCUGCCCCCUCCUCGUGUUUGUGAACCCCAAGAGUGGAGGCCUCAAGGGCCGCGACCUGCUCUGCAGUUUCCGGAAGCUGCUGAACCCUCACCAGGUCUUUGAGCUGACCAAUGGGGGGCCUCUUCCUGGGUUCCACGUGUUCUCCCAGGUGCCCUGCUUCCGGGUGCUGGUAUGCGGUGGGGAUGGCACUGUGGGUUGGGUGCUCGCUGCCCUGGAGGAGACGCGGCGCCAUCUGGCCUGCCCAGAGCCUUCUGUGGCCAUCCUGCCCCUGGGCACAGGGAAUGACCUUGGCCGGGUCCUCCGCUGGGGAGCGGGCUACAGUGGGGAGGACCCGUUCUCCGUGUUGGUGUCGGUGGACGAAGCUGACGCCGUGCUUAUGGACCGCUGGACCAUCCUGCUGGAUGCUCAGGAGGCUGGAGGUGCAGAGAACAGCAUGGCAGAUGUGGAGCCUCCCAAGAUUGUGCAGAUGAGUAACUACUGCGGCAUUGGCAUCGACGCAGAGCUAAGCCUGGACUUCCACCACGCACGGGAAGAGGAGCCUGGCAAGUUCACCAGCAGGCUCCACAACAAGGGCGUGUACGUGCGGGUCGGGCUGCAGAAGAUCAGCCACUCACGCGGCUUGCACAGGGAGAUUCGGCUCCAGGUGGAGCAGCGGGAGGUGGAGCUGCCCAGCAUCGAGGGUCUCAUCUUCAUCAACAUCCCCAGCUGGGGCUCGGGGGCCGAUCUGUGGGGCUCCGACAGCGACUCGAGGUUCGAGAAGCCGCGCAUGGAUGACGGGCUGCUGGAGGUGGUGGGGGUGACAGGCGUCAUGCACAUGGGCCAGGUCCAGGGCGGGCUGCGCUCGGGCAUCCGCAUCGCCCAGGGCUCCUACUUCCGGGUGACUCUCCUGAAGGCCACGCCCGUGCAGGUAGACGGCGAGCCCUGGAUCCAGGCUCCGGGGCACAUGAUCAUCUCAGCUGCGGGGCCGAAGGUCCACAUGCUCAGGAAGACCAAGCAGAAACCCAGGAAGGCUGGGACCCCCAAGGAUGCCCGAGCAGAUGGGGUGCCUGUCCCCGAAGGGGACCCCAAGUAGCAGAGAGCCCUGGAACGGUCUGUGUAUCCAGCAGCAGCGAGCCAACCAGCCACGGAUGGACUUGCCCAUAGCUCUGACUGUGGGGUGUCUCCCCCUCAUCCCUGUGACACGUGGAAGCUGCUGGGUGGGUGGCAGGUGUUUCCUCCCCUGGCCUCUGGUCCAGUGACAGGGUGGGUGCGGGGCUUUGGCUGGCCAACGCUCUCGCCUCUUGGGGUCCAGGCCACCAUCACCACCCUGGGUAGCACAGGCACUUCUCCCUUUGCAUUCACUGCCGCCGCCCCCCCCCCCCCCCCCGCCCCAAGCCUGUUGAGGUGGGCAGCACUGAAUCUCAAGCCAUCUCCCUGGAUGCUCCUAUAGGACAGCCAGCUCUGUGGGCCCUGGGUGCACCCGGUACAGACCUGGGAUGCCCUGGCCACCGAGGGCUGGGCAGGGGCCCCUGCUAUGUCUUGGGGAAGGUGCCUUGUCUCCUGGCCCCAUCACUGUAUGAGCUGCUUGGGCUGCACCUCCAGAGAGGGCCCUGAGACCAGAUGGGCUUGGCCAACAGCCUGAAGAUGGUGGUGUGGUGCCCAGGAAGCAGCAGAGCAGGGGAGCUGGGCCCUCACAGGGGUGGGGCAGAACGUGCCUGCAAGGGACCGGAAACACAUCCAGGCAGGCCUGGGCCGGGAGACCCAGAGGAAGUUUACAAAGCAUGAAGUGGGAAGAGCCAGCUUUAAUCACCUGUUUGUCAACAAUCAGUCCCAGUAUCUGUUCAGCUGACCGGGCUCGUGGGUCCCCUUGCUGCUGCUCGCGGCGGCAGAGACGUGGCAGGAGGGGCGUGGGGCAGGCCUGCUGGGCAGACCACUGCGGCGUUCUUCCACCAAGCAGAGUUCAGACGGCCCGUGGAGUCCAGCCUCUGGCCCCAGGAGGAGUGUCUCCUGAGUCCUCCAGAAAGGUCCAUGAACCCCCUCUAUCCCUCUUGUCCUGGCUCGGCCCUGCCAGCCACGUCCCCCAAGCUUCUGCCAAAACUGCACAAAUGCACUGUAGUGGCCGUUUGUAGCAGAACAUUCGUGUCAUGUGCCUCCAGCACACAGCCGUGUGUUGUGUCCCUGUUGGUGUAAUUAUUUUGCUUUGCAGGCCUUGGUGUUGGUUUUGGUCUGUGGUUGUAUGUGGUGGUCAGGGUGAGUCUGUCCUUCUGUAUUUAAGUGCGUCUGUGUGCCCAAAUGGGGCAGUGUGGGCCUGGCACCAAGGGCCUGUGUGUACCUGUCACUACCUGAAUGUAAUCAUAAUUUAUACCCAGGAUAAAUACAGUCUGGGCGUUGCUGA
Felis catus (domestic cat) is the source of this 4270-nucleotide messenger RNA. It is a transcript of the gene DGKQ, whose product is annotated as diacylglycerol kinase theta. Gene Ontology annotation, biological process: intracellular signal transduction; lipid phosphorylation; diacylglycerol metabolic process. Lineage: Eukaryota; Metazoa; Chordata; Mammalia; Carnivora; Felidae. Gene Ontology annotation, molecular function: ATP-dependent diacylglycerol kinase activity. The record is from RefSeq and is a predicted model, not a curated record. The transcript is spliced from 22 exons. Bases 122 to 2968 code for a protein of 948 amino acids.